Messenger RNA from Scatophagus argus, 1356 nucleotides. Its product is annotated as granzyme A-like. The transcript is spliced from 5 exons. Gene Ontology annotation, molecular function: serine-type endopeptidase activity. The coding region runs from base 82 to 858 and encodes 258 amino acids. NCBI's taxonomy places the organism in Eukaryota, Metazoa, Chordata, Actinopteri, Scatophagidae. The record is from RefSeq and is a predicted model, not a curated record. Gene Ontology annotation, biological process: proteolysis.
AGCAGAAUAAAAAGACAAGCCUGUGCAUCGAGGUGGGUUUCAGUGCAGUCAUCAUCACAUCAAAGACAGAGAAAAGAAGAAAUGUUCUGCCCAACGCGUUUCAUUGUUUCUAUCUCCUGUCUGGUCCUCCUCCUUAUCGUCCAGUCAAGUCAUGGCUCUGAGAUUAUUGGUGGGACAGAAGUGGAGCCCCACUCAAUGCCCUUCAUGGCUCUGCUGAUGAACAAAUUCAUGUGUGGAGGGACACUGAUCAGUCCAAAAUGGGUCCUGACUGCUGCCCACUGUCCUCACUUUAAAGAGGUGUUGCUGGGGGUGCACAAUAUCAAAGAAAAAGAAAAAGACUCUCGGCAGGUCCUCAAAGUUGAGCGCCAAAUUCCUCAUCCUUGCUAUGAUGCAGCAGAUAAGGUCAAUGACCUAAUGUUGCUCAAGCUUAAAAAAUCAGCGAAGCAAACCAAGACAGUAAAAUGGCUCCAGUUGGGUAAUACUGUCAGAGAGCCGGCAGCUGGGGCCCGCUGUCUGGUGGCUGGUUGGGGGAAAACAAAUAACAAGGGGGGUAUAUCAAACACCCUGAUGUCUGUCAAUGUGACUGUGAUCGACAGAACGAAGUGCAACUCGCAUGACUAUUAUAACCUUAAGCCUGUUAUCACCAGAAGCAUGAUAUGCGCUGGUUCAGAUGGGAAAAAAAGCGCUGACACCUGUCAGGGGGAUUCAGGAGGCCCGCUGUUGUGCAAUGGAGCUCUAGUCGGAGUCACUUCUUUCGGGCGUGACUGUGGCUUGAUUAAAAAGCCCGGAGUUUACUCUUUCCUCUCAGAAAAACAACUCAUCUGGAUCAAAAGUACUAUGAAGAAGUAUGAAAUAUAAUGAGUCCUCCAUGUUAAUUACUAUGUAUUCAUGAGCCACUUUGAUGACUUUAUCUUAAUUAUAUUGUACUGGUAAAGUUUUUAUGUCUUGUUUAUUUCCUUUUUGUUGAUUAUGCAAGAGCAAAAGUCGAGAGAUGCAUUAAACUUAGUGUUUGAUUGCUGUGUUGUAAGCUGGGAUAUUUUGCAUGUCUGGCUGACGGGCCUACAGUAAUAACAAUCGCAAUAAUCGCAUUUUGGAAUUUUACUUUGCUGCUUAAAAAAUAUGUGCAUGUAUUUAAAAAUCUAUAUCUAUUUUUUUUUAACAAAUACUUUCUGCUAAGAGCAAAAGCACCGCCAGGUGUAAAAAUUAGACCAAAAAAAAAAGUGAUUUCUUUCUUUCUUUGUGUUUGUACUAUACAACAAACUCAUAAUGUGCUGUCAGUUCAGUAGCUUGUGUUUCAGUUCUCUGGUUUCAAGUUGUGUGAGAUCAGCAUUCAGAUUAAAACCUUUUGAUGUCUCA